Messenger RNA from Danio rerio (zebrafish), 2996 nucleotides. NCBI's taxonomy places the organism in Eukaryota, Metazoa, Chordata, Actinopteri, Cypriniformes, Danionidae. The record is from RefSeq and is a predicted model, not a curated record.
UGUUAUUUUGCCAACGUCACAUUAUCAUAAGAAGAAGAUGGUUUCACUGUUGGUGGAAAAAUAAUAAUCUAAGCAAAACUAUUUAUUCUGAAGUCUUUAUUAAUGUAAUUUUCCGAACGCGAAAUAACCAGCAGUGAUCAAGAUGGCCGACGAAGAGUUCACAGACAUAAAUGGCAACUGGAUUUCUUUAGACUGUCAAACGCACUCUUCUUUCUGCAGAGAGUUUACUGUUACCUCACCCAAACUGUCCUUGCGCAAGGUGAUGGUGUACACCUGCUGUGUGUGGUUAUUUGCUUAUGCUGUGUUCUUCUUCACCCAGAACACGGCGGUUCUGUCAAGUGCCAUCAUCCUCACUUUAGUUGGGAUGGUGAUUCAUAUUCACUUUGUGAAGGUGGACCAUGAGACCCUUCUCAUAAUAGGCUCUCUGGGUGUCCAACUGUCCUCGUCUUAUGCCUCUGGACGAGAAAGCACGACUUUCAUCGAGAUGAGCAAGCUGAAAGACAUCGUCAUAAAUGAGGCUGUUUAUAUGCACAACAUCAUAUACUAUCUGUGCAUUCUCAUCAAGGACCCAGCAGACCCUGAGACGGUGACCAGUGUUGUUCCUCUCUUCCAGAGUUCAAAGCCUCGGCUCAAUUGUUUGAUUCAAGUGUACAAGAGCUGUCAAGAAAUUCUAGCACAGAGCAGAUGACGCAGAGAGGCUUUCUUUGAAGAUGAAUGAAGAUUGGAAAACUCCAGAACGAAUCAUAAGCACAUUGUUGGUAGCUUUUUUGUAUUGUCAGUAAUACACAAUGCAUUUUGUUACAUGCAGAAGUUUUUAGAUAGGCUUCGCAUUCAAAAACGUUUGUACAUAACAGUAUUCUAGCCUCAUUUAAAACAUUAUUUAAUGAUGAGCCAUUUAGUUUUUUAGGAUGUGUUCACACUUGGUUUGCAUGAUUUUGUCAAAAAAACUGACAACGGAAUAUUUUCAAUGUAUAUUUUAAUAUGAAGACUUGAAAAGAUCUAUUCAGAAAUAAUUCAUUAUUUUAGAUUGAUUAGGGUGAUUAUUGCUAUUAUUAUUAUUAUUUUCCAUUUUAGGGGAGCACAUUUGGAUCAAAUAUAACAAAUCACAAGAAAAAAUAAGUACAAAAGAACAUACAUUGGCCUAUGGUUCACUGGUGAGACUAACAAUACAGAAAUAAAUAUGACACUGAAACGAACACUGUAUGGUAUAAAUAUUUAAAUACAAGUAAUCUUUGUUAAAGCUACAGACGUAAUUGCUUAAAUGCUUUAAACAUGCUUUUAACAGGGUGUCCCCGAGGUCUUACAAAGUAAUAAAGUGUCUUAAGUUUCAAAAAAGAAAAUUUUAGGCCUUAAGUUUGAAAUUCACUGCAAUAUUGUGCUGCGAGUCUUAAAUCAUUUUACACAGGUCUUAUUUUACUAUUUCCAUUUAAAGCUACCCUAUCGGGCUGACACCCAAUCACCAAUAAUCAGUCUUAAUUUUUUGGUUUAUAUUUAGUUUUUUUUAUUGUUAUUAUUUUUAUUAUUUAAAAAGAUACAUGUCACAUAAGCUGUUAGACAUUUUUACAGCUAAUUAAAUUCCCUAAUCAGGGAAAGAAAACUAAAGCAACGCAUCCUUUUACAUGAUCUUCCAUUAAUACAAAAACUAUUUACAGAAGUAACCGGGCCAUUCAAAAUUCUUAGUGUUUAGAGCUGUAUCAGUCUAAAAUUUCACUCAUAUGCUUUUGAAAGGGUCUUAAAAAGUCUUAAGUUUGACUUGAAGAAACCCUGUUUAAAACCCUUUUUUAGAAAUGCCUUAAAAACACCUGGAAAUAAUAAACAAUAAAUUUCUUAUGAUUAAACAAUAAAAUUCGGGGUGCUGGUCAACCAUAAUACAGACUCAACAUUGUAGAUCCUGCGAUGAGACAAUUGCAAAUGUACACAUUGCGAUAUUAAUGCUGAAAUGAUAUAUUGUGCAUCCCAGCAAGUGGAUCAACCAGAUAAAUCUUGGUGCAUUCCCAAAAACACAAGAUGUGACCAUUAAAAGGAUUGAUUGAUGAAUUAUGUUCAUAUUCUGAACCCAUAGUGAAACGGGACCACGUGUGUAAUAAAUUUUUUGCUCUGCACCAAAAGAACAGAACAGAGCUCUACAAUAAGUGUGAACACACCCUAAGUGUUUUCAUUCCCUUUAAAAUGCCUCUGUAAAAUGACACUCCAACCAAUUUUUAGAUUUAUGCACUGAAUCAUUUAGUGUAGAACUAAAUUACGUGUAAGUUUUAAGAACAGGAAUAAGUUUUAGCAGAAAACAGAAAUAGUUUUUUCUUAUAGCAUGUAGUCCUGUAAUGUUUAUUUAGCAUCUCAGAGAAAUAAGAUUAUAGUUUACUUUAUAGAAAUGAGUAUUUUUCUGUUUAGUGUCAUAUAUGUUUAAUAAUAAGUUCUAAGUUAUUUCCUUCUGACGUUAAGUGACCACUAGGGGGACAUAUGUGCCAAAUUUUUAAGCAACCUACAAAAUCAGUUUGAUUAAAAUUAAUAAAUUAACUAAUUAUAUCAUGUAUUUUACUAUUUUAUUAAAUUCUAAGUUUUCUUAAAAAACUGAAGUAGUUUUUUCUUGUAGUCUGUAACUCCAGUAAUGUUAAUUUACAACAUCAAAGAAAUAAGAUUACAGUAUACGUUAUGGAAAUUAGUAUUAUUAUUCUUCUGUUAGUAUCCUAUGUGUUAUAAGUUAUGUUACUUUCUUCUGACAUUAAAUGACCACUAGAGGGACAUAUGUGCCAAAUAUUGAAACGAACUACAAAAUCGAUUAAAUAAAUAGCAAUAAGCAUGAUAUAAUUAUUUCAUAUAUGGUACUAAGUUAAUAUUGCAAUUUAGUAACAGUAUUUUUUAAUAUAAAUUAGCUCUUUUCAAGUUAUCUUUUUUUCAUUUAUUUAUUUUUCCUGAUUAGAAACGGUAACAUUCAUUACACAUUUUCAUGGAACUGAUAUGUCUGAUAAAUAAAAUAAACAGACUUUAUUUAAACCGUU